ACCUGGUCCAGACAUUUUGCUUUUGCUUUCUGGUUUUUGUUUUGUUUUGUUUUGUUUUUUUGGUAUUGUUUGUUGUUGCUUUUGUUUUUAAAUCCUCCCCACCACCAUCACAUUGUAUUUUAUUUCUGUCCUUCAGAAAUGGGCCUGCAGACUACAACGUGGCCCGGCCACAGGGCUUUUUCCCUAAAAAUUUGGUUCAUCAUUUCCCUGGGACUCUACUCGCAAGUAUCAGAACUCCUGGCUUGCCCUAGUGUGUGCCGCUGUGACAGGAACUUUGUCUACUGUAAUGAGAGAAGCUUGACCUCAGUGCCUCUUGGGAUCCCGGAGGGCGUAACCGUACUCUACCUCCACAACAACCAAAUUAAUAAUGCUGGAUUUCCUGCAGAGCUGCACAACGUACAGUCCGUGCACACGGUCUACCUUUACGGCAACCAACUGGAUGAAUUCCCCAUGAACCUUCCCAAGAAUGUCAGAGUCCUCCAUCUGCAGGAGAACAACAUUCAGACCAUCUCACGGGCUGCUCUUGCUCAGCUCCUGAAGCUGGAAGAACUACAUCUGGAUGACAACUCCAUAUCUACGGUCGGAGUGGAGGACGGAGCUUUCCGGGAGGCGAUCAGCCUCAAGCUGUUGUUUUUAUCAAAGAAUCACCUGAGCAGUGUGCCUGUUGGGCUUCCUGUAGACUUGCAGGAGCUGAGAGUGGAUGAAAACCGAAUUGCAGUCAUAUCAGACAUGGCGUUUCAGAACCUCACAAGCUUGGAGCGUCUGAUUGUGGAUGGGAAUCUCCUAACAAACAAGGGCAUCGCUGAGGGCACCUUCAGCCAUCUCACCAAGCUCAAGGAAUUUUCCAUAGUCCGUAACUCGCUCUCCCACCCACCUCCUGACCUCCCAGGUACGCAUCUGAUCAGGCUCUACUUGCAAGACAACCAGAUAAACCAUAUCCCAUUGACAGCCUUUUCAAACCUCCGUAAGCUGGAACGGCUAGAUAUAUCCAAUAACCAACUACGAAUGUUAACUCAAGGGGUCUUCGAUCAUCUCUCCAACCUCAAGCAACUCACUGCUCGGAAUAAUCCUUGGUUUUGUGACUGCAGUAUUAAAUGGGUCACAGAAUGGCUCAAGUAUAUUCCCUCUUCUCUCAACGUGCGUGGUUUCAUGUGCCAAGGUCCCGAGCAAGUCCGGGGGAUGGCUGUCAGGGAGUUGAAUAUGAAUCUUUUGUCUUGUCCCACCACAACUCCUGGCCUACCUGUCUUCACCCCAGCUCCAACUACAGUUUCUCCAACUCAAUCUCCUACUCUCUUCGUUCCAAGCCCCAGCAGAGGCUCUGUGCCUCCAGCUCCUAGCCCAUCGAAACUUCCCACCAUCCCUGCCUGGGAUGGCAGAGAAAAAGUGACUCCACCUAUUUCUGAAAGGAUCCAACUUUCCAUCCACUUUGUUAAUGACACCUCUAUUCAAGUCAGCUGGCUGUCUCUCUUUACUGUGAUGGCAUACAAACUGACAUGGGUGAAAAUGGGCCACAGUCUUGUAGGGGGCAUCGUUCAGGAACGAAUUGUUAGUGGAGAGAAGCAACACUUGAGUUUGGUUAAUUUAGAGCCCAGAUCCACCUAUCGCAUUUGCUUAGUGCCACUGGAUGCGUUCAACUACCGCACCGUGGAAGACACCAUCUGUUCCGAGGCCACUACCCACGCCUCUUAUUUGAACAAUGGCAGCAACACUGCUUCUAGCCACGAGCAGACAACCUCCCACAGCAUGGGCUCCCCCUUUCUGCUCGCGGGCUUGAUCGGGGGUGCAGUGAUUUUUGUGCUCGUGGUCUUGCUCAGUGUCUUUUGCUGGCACAUGCACAAAAAGGGACGCUACACCUCCCAGAAGUGGAAGUACAACCGGGGCCGACGGAAAGACGACUAUUGUGAGGCGGGUACCAAAAAAGACAACUCCAUCCUGGAGAUGACGGAAACCAGCUUUCAGAUUGUCUCCUUAAAUAACGAUCAGCUCCUUAAAGGAGAUUUCAGACUGCAGCCCAUUUAUACCCCAAACGGGGGCAUUAGUUACACAGACUGCCACAUCCCCAACAACAUGAGAUACUGCAACAGCAGUGUGCCAGAUCUGGAGCAUUGCCAUACGUAACAGCCUAGAGGUCCAGCACCAGAAAGAUGGACAACCUGACUCUCAAGAACACACAUGUGUGUGCACAUAAAGACACGCAGAUUACAUUUGAUAAAUGUUAACCAGAUGCAUUUGUGCAUUUGAAUACUCUGUAAUUUAUACGGUGUACUAUAUAAUGGGAUUUAAAAAAAAAGUGCUAUCUUUUCUAUUUCAAGUUAAUUACAAACAGUUUUGUAACUCUUUGCUUUUUAAAAUUAAAAAAAAAAUAAAUGUUGCUGAAGUACUGUACGGGGUUGUACAAUGAGAACCCAACGCCAAGGCAGAAGAAUGAGUGAUUCAUCCUUAAGAUGCAUAUUAACCACUUUGCUAUUGAGGCUGUCAGAAUAAAUUCCUUUUCUAGAGCUGAUAGUCAUAGAAAAGAAUAGUUUGAGAUGGGCUCAUCAGGAUAAGAGAGAUAGUUUGAGUAAAGAAAGAAUGGCCUAGUUAUUUCUGUUUUCUUAUACCUCCUGGCCUGGAAGAAACACAUUUUGAAAAAUCCAUAAUAUGAUAAUAGAGUUAGUUACUCCAGUUUGACUGAGUGCAAGAAAUAGAGAGAACAUCUUGAAGAAGCCAGUUCCCAUGAGAUGAGUUAGGCCUACUUGUCCAAAUCAAGGAAACGGAGAGGUUUGAAAUGUCCUUAAAGCCCCAGGGUCGGCUUCUGACUGUGAACUUCAAAAUCACUCUUCAUGCUUCCCUGGCCUUAUGUGAUAACAGAGUUGGAAACCUGAGUCUGAUUCUAGUCAUCUUCAGGGACCAAUAUGACCAGUUCUAGCAAGAAAAAUUCCCCUUAAAACUGUCACUAUUUAAAUCACAUGUCAGGAGAAUCAUAUCCAACAGAGUUAUAUUCUAGAAUAAUUUUUUAGAAGAGGCUAAUAAAAAAAAUAAUGGGAAGAAUUAUAUUGAAUGGAAUUAUUUUUGAUAAUGAAAAUUAUUUGGGUAUAUUCACUUAGGCUAUAUCAACAUGAUAUUUACGCCAACAAAGGAGCAGUGUUUGGGAUCUAUUACAGUAAUGUGUUUAUUUAAAAAGUGCUAAUGACAUUUAGAAAAAAUCAGUGGUUCUCUUACACUGCAUCAACUGAACUUUGUUAGUAUCAUGUUGAAAUAGCUUGAAUUAAUACCUAUGUUCUCUCUCAAAUUCUUGUCUUCCAAUCAUCUUGCACAUAUUUUUUUGUAAUUAAGUUGUAUAUGCCACAUUUGUUUUCUCCCCUCUGACUGAUAUUUCAAAGAAAAUUAUGAAUGCAAAUUUUGGUUGCACAAAAUAAUCAUUGUCUAUUUCUACGUAUUAAAAUCCAUAAUAAUAUUCAUUGCCAAUGAUUUUGUGAAGACACCCAAACUGGCCAAAACAAAGCGUAUUGUUAAAAGCAAUACUAUGUUUUCAUUUUGAAUUAACUUCGAUCCUGUUCCACAUGGAAAUUCCAUUUGUUCCUUUUAGAUUGUGAAUGUUCCUCUAACUUGGUAAUUAUAGAGUGAUAAUCAAUCUUAUGCCAAAAGACUACUAGUGAAAAUGAGGAAGACAGUGACUGAAAGUUUUCCCAAAUCAUGGCAGAGAAGGUCCAAAAGCAGAGGAAGAGAGGGAUAGCCAUGGUUUAUGCUAGGUAGUUUUGAAGCAAGUCCAUUUUCAAAAAACAUGCAUAAUUUACCCUAGUUCUUGCCAUCACUUAGGUGUAGAAGGGCUAUAGACCACAUACAUUGUCUAGAGAGGUUUACCCUUGGGGAAUUGUUUAUUUCAAAGCCACUUUUAGACAUUUCAUUCUGUGCUCCUUUAAACCAUCCAUCACUUUAGAGACUCAUGAAGUAAAUGUCAUACUCUUCUUGCUUUCUCUUUCUCUCUAAGCAAAAUAAAACUGUGAUGUGUCUUCUUGUAAAGUUUAGGUAUAAAAUGCUAUGCAAGCUUUUCUUUAUAGUGAGAGCUUUAUUUUCUUUAAUAAUAUACCCCAACUUAUAUGUUUUAAUCUCCCUCAUCCCCCAGAAUAAGCAGAAAAUAUAACUGCAGCGAAAAAUGUAGACACAAGCAUUGAAACUGUGCAGUCAGUGGAGCUGAACAUAGUUACGAAUUAAUUUAAUUAAUUCUAAAAUGACUCGGGUUUCCACUUUAGUCUAUUAGCUAGAGGGUUUGGGCUGUUGGUUUCUGUAAAAGUAGGUUCACACAGUGAAGGGAUAAGACCAUCUGGAACGGUGAUCAGUACAGCGUUACACUAUCUAAAAUCAGGACAGUGACACGGGGCUGGCAGUUUCCUUUCACCGUCCUCUUGCAUCUCAAUGUGUAGGUAAAACUGUGUGCUGGAAGAUACAAUGGUACUUUGAUUUUUGAGGAUUUUUAUUUUGUUAUAAACAAGAUAAUUACUUUUGUCUUUUUUUUAUUGUAUGUUUAACUCCCAUUGGGAUUUGGGGCUGUAGAAAUGCCCUAUCUUUGUCCCCAAAGGAACAAGAGCAGAGAGGUUCUCAUAGUAUUUUGUGGCACCCACAACACUAUUGAGAAUUUAAGUAGCACUAUGGAGUACCAGUCAUGGGAAAUGUUAGGGUGCUCUCAAAAUUACUCUGGUAGAAGGUAUUUCUGGAAAGAGAAUCUUUAUUUUGAUCUCAUGAGCAACAUGGCAAAUACAUCCACCAUGAAAAUCAGACUCCUAUUGAUAGUAGUGUGCCCAAGAGACUCUCCUACAUCAGAGUGGAAAUCACAUCAUACUAUAGUAACUUACGGAAUUUUAAAAAGACAGAUGAACAGCAAUCCUUACUGGUUAACAUUUUGGCUGCCAUCUUUAAUCAGGAGACUGUAUUCUGCAGCUACAUCUCCUCUGGGUUUUAUCCUUCUUGGCCUCAUUAUUAUUUAUUUCGAGGUGAUUAGUGAAGAAUCCAAGUUGAGCUGUUCCUAUAUAAUGUCCAGCCCUUGCCUGUACAGUAACUUUACCUGCACAGAGGUUAUUGCAAAAGGAAAAGCAAAGCAUGGUCACACAGAUGAUAUUGUUAGUUAAACAGAAGGUAGUCACCAAUACCUCCUUGCUUGCAGAGAUGUACUUGACCUUAGAGAUCCUGGGUUUCACUUAAACACUGUCACAUGCCUUGGGUGGGCAGUACAAUACAUGGGACAACCACAGACAGGCAUGAGAAGAGUAUUCCCUGCUUAUUUAUGAUCUAAGUGGAAAAAUCUUCCCUUGUGAGAUGUAAUGCUAUUUGUAAUUUUCCAGAUGUUUACUGAUACAACAUUAGACAAUUUCAAGAGUAAAAAAAAAAAACAAAAACAAAAAACAAAACUAUAAUGUCAUCUCUUUGAUUAAAAAAUAUCAAUGGCAUAGCUCAUAUUAUAUUUUUGUUUCUUAAUAAUGGAGGUCAUAAUGGUCUUAGUCAUGCCACACAGCCAUAACUUCCUUCUCCCCUGGAGAAAACUUAACUCUUCAUGUGAGGGGAACAUCCAUUCCAAACAGAAGGCACCUUUGUUUUCUGCAGAGGCCGGUGUGCCACACUGGAUCAGCAAACUUCAGCUGCAGCUUUGCCUGCAGCUUUUGACAGUGCAUGAUGUCUUUGUUCAUAGCAUUUAUCUCUGACCUAUCAAAAAAAAGAUGUUAGAUGUUGCUUUAUAACUUGAGGAUAACACAUAACUGAACGGGAAAGCAAAACAGAAGAGUGCCCAAUACGAAAAUGAUAUACACACAAAACAACAACUCCCAAUUCUUAGUCUUGGCAAACUUUGCUUCUUUUCUUUUUAAAAUUAAAAUAAAGGAUGAUAGGAGGCUGCAUUUACACCCCUUUUCAGGCUCAUCAGAGAGUUAAAGAAAUUGUUGGCAAUGGGGAUGCUUUUCACUGAUUGUGGCGAAAACGUUUUGUACACAGUAUAAUACUGUUUUAGCAAACCAGGUUGUUUUGUUAUAGUAUUUGCUUUUCUAUCUGCACAUCCACCAGAAGAGCACAAACCAAGGCAUUGCAACAGGCAUUUUUAAAUUAAUAUGAAACAUACAAAUCCAUCCAUACACAUACAUGAGGGUGUUUGUAAAGAUGUCUGUGAGAUGUGAGAUUUGUAACCAGUUAUAGCAAAAUGAGGCCUCACCACUGUAUGCCCUCAUAAUAUAGUAUUUACUGAACGUUAACUUUGAUGAUCUGUUACUGUUUGAAUCAUGUUGAGUUGAUUCUGGUUUGUGUUUAGUGUGUUUCUCUGACAAGGGACUGCAAGGGGUUGGAGAUUCUGUGUCAUGCAUCCUCUGAGACCUACCAUGUUGCACACUUUGUUAACUACAAACUUCACUCUACACUAUACAGUACCAUGUUGAUAUAUUCAGUAAAGGCUUAUUUUAA
This is a messenger RNA of Psammomys obesus (fat sand rat), 6420 nucleotides long. RefSeq names its product fibronectin leucine rich transmembrane protein 2 (gene Flrt2). The record is from RefSeq and is a predicted model, not a curated record. The transcript has a single exon. Gene Ontology annotation, molecular function: protein binding. The coding region runs from base 139 to 2118 and encodes 659 amino acids. Lineage: Eukaryota; Metazoa; Chordata; Mammalia; Rodentia; Muridae.